AUGAAAAGGUGUCGGCUACAUUUUGAGGAUCCCGCAUAUUACAUUUCAUAUGACCCUGACAAAUCAGAUAUUCGGAUUUAUUCCAUCAUUUCGGAAAUAAAUUCUAAAAAUCCGAAAUAUUUCGGAACUAAAAAUUGGAUUUCGCCCACAGCAUUAUCGAAGAUUAUAUUAGUCAAGACUACUUCAUCUGCGAGAUUCAGUAAAAAUACUCCAACCAACUUGAUCAAGAAGCAUAUAACAAUAUCAACUUAUUGA
Molecule: messenger RNA, 255 nt
Organism: Entrophospora sp. SA101
Lineage: Eukaryota; Fungi; Glomeromycota; Glomeromycetes; Entrophosporales; Entrophosporaceae
Source: the annotation of a GenBank genome assembly